AUGGUUUGUCUCAUUCGUACUGUUGGGACUGUCAGCUCUCUUGCUUGUUAUGCUGUUCCCUAUUCUGUGCUGGAUAUGUAUAAAGGUUUUGUUGUUACCCUUCCGUUGUGCGAUCGAAGUCAUCGGGUACUUUUGGACGAACAGACUCUGGACGUCGGUCCGGUUUCAGGCGAAACUCGGGACCAAGGAGAAGUGGAAAUUCGUUGUAAAAUCACGUAUCGAGUGAUUGAUCCCGACUGCUUGUAUGUGUCCAUAAUGAAGAGUCCGCGCAAGUUCCUCACUCCUCUUGCUCAGAACAGCAUGAUAACCGUCCUCGGUCAUCUGCCGUGGUCACACCUUGAGGAUGGUGGAGGCAAACUGGAUUUUUCUAAUGAAGUCGUGACAUCGCUCAAUUGUAAUUGUGGUGUACACGGUCUUCAGAUCGCUCGGGUUGUAUGCACCUCCAUAACUCUCAUUCGUGCUCCACCAUCUCCCGAGACCUUGAGACGUUCUACUUUGUCCACGGUUCAGAAGCAGUUGCAGAAUCUGACCUCCAUAUUCUUCCCUGGCAAACGUCGUUCGGAUUCAUCGAGGACAUCCGCCGACCCCGAAUCAGGCGAUGCGCGCGUUAAUGUGGCCAGCAAGUCUGUCAACGAAGCAUCGGUUCCCGAGGCUGUUGAUUCGAAGGAUAGAUCCAAAUCAGUAGACAUACCUCGUUCAGUUAAAUCCGAUCCGGUUGUCGAAACAAAUGCGAAUGAGGAGAUCUCUCGUACUCAAUUGAUGUCUCUUCGAUUGACAGACGCUUCGGCAACUCGGGCCAUUGUCUGUUCCCAGGUCAUCGCACGAGCUCAACCGUUCCUAAACAAUGAUCUGGUUUGUCGAGCAUUGGAUCGGGCAACCCUGCAACUAGUGAUCGGGUCUGAGCCUUUUCGCGAACCAUUACCCAGUCCGACAGAGGCCGCUUGUGACGAGACCCAAUUUAGUGUACUCUAUUUGGACGCAAAAUCAGGACGUGCAGCGAUGGGUGCACUUCCCGACGCAGAUGUUGAGCUCUUCGUAACCGCGGCAGAUUUACACGAGAUUCUCACCGGGCAACUGGAUUUGCUGAAAGCUGUGAACGAGGAGCGAGCCGUGGUUAAAGGCAGUAGCAAAACUCUAGAUAAAUUGCGUCACUUGUUGUUCCUGCGAUCGGGUUAA
Echinostoma caproni is the source of this 1176-nucleotide messenger RNA. NCBI's taxonomy places the organism in Eukaryota, Metazoa, Platyhelminthes, Trematoda, Plagiorchiida, Echinostomatidae. The record is from the annotation of a GenBank genome assembly.